Molecule: messenger RNA, 1124 nt
Organism: Orcinus orca (killer whale)
Lineage: Eukaryota; Metazoa; Chordata; Mammalia; Artiodactyla; Delphinidae
Gene: ARGFX
Product: arginine-fifty homeobox
Biological process (GO): regulation of transcription by RNA polymerase II
Cellular component (GO): nucleus
Molecular function (GO): DNA-binding transcription factor activity, RNA polymerase II-specific; RNA polymerase II cis-regulatory region sequence-specific DNA binding
Source: RefSeq, a predicted model, not a curated record
GCAAAAUGGAAGAAGCCUCAUGAACGCACCUCAUUCACACACACACAGCAUGAAGAGUUGGAGGCUCUGUUUAGCUGCAAUAUGUUUCCAGAUAAAAACCUCCAGAGAGAACUUGCUUUAAAACUCAACCUACCAGCGUCACCAAUAAAGAUUUGGUUCAGGAAUCAGCAGUUCAAAAAGAGGAAGCAGCAGUGGCAACAAGAGCAGCAAUCACUGAAGCCACCGAACCAGGUCCUUCCAGCCAAGAAUGUGCCCACAGCAUCAACCAGUCCUCAUUCUUUUCUCCCUGCAGUUUCAGAUUCUUAUAGCUCCCACUCACCUCAGCCCUUAGACCCUUUCCAUUGGGCAAGGGACUCUAUAAUCACUGAGAUUGCUACAAGUGAUGUCCAAAUGCAAGAUCCUCAGUUGGAGAGGCUAGUGGCCUCAGUUCCUGCUUUGUACUCUGAUGCCUAUGACAUAGCACAAAUCAUGGAACUGUACAGUUUUCCUGAUGAGGAUGAGAUAGCCAGCUCUUCUUUCCAUUCUCUGUAUCAUUAUCUCUCGCCGACAAAGCCCAGUUAGAAGAGUUCCUUUCUUAGCCUCUUUGCUGAUCCAGCUGUAGGUUUAUCUCCUGGGCAAACCUGCUUCAGUAUGACAAGCUGGAGCUUUGCAGCCUACAGUCUAAGAAACAGCCUGGAAUUCCAGAACCCCUUCAGUAUGGCACACUUUGGAGGUUGCUGAUCAAAGUACUAAUAAAUAUCAGACAGUAUUGAAAAAGGAUCUUCUUGCAUCUUGUACAUGCUCUUUCCUUUGCCUGCUUUUAACCCAAAUAUCUGGCUCAGUGUUACUUGGAUUUCCAUGGAAAUGUUGUAAAAACUAGGAGUUUCCCGCAAGUAUAGCUCAGUACUACACAAUCAGCCCCACAACUCUCCCUGGAGAGGACUUCCUAGUCCCUUUGAUGGCCAAUGAGGCUGCAAAAUUCCCUCUUCCCAAAACUAUCUUUGACUUUUUAAAAGGUCAGUAGCAUUUAGGGGUCAUCCACUUUUAAUGUCAGCAGGUUUAUAAACUUACAUUUUCAACAGACUUUUAGAAUGACAGUUAAGCUAAUUUUCCAGCUAUAUGAUUAAUGAACAAAAUUAAUGGCA